UGUCACCAUCAUGGCAACAACAGCUGCGGCCGCCGCAGCCCGAGCCGUGAGCGGAAGAGUCGCAGGACCGGCGGCCGCGGGGGGAGCGUGACGCGGCGCCCGGAGUAUGAGUGUGGCGGGGCCCGGCGGCACGGAGACUGUGAGCGGCCAUGCCGAGAGAGCCCGGGACAGCCGAUAGCCGUGUGUACUGACUGGGAGAUAGCCGUGUGUACUGAGAGCUGCCGCCCAGACACUGCCCGCUAUCUAUAGCCCAGACACUGCUAUUUAUAGCUCGCACGGAGACACUGAGCUGUCCGGAGCGGCCCCCGGGGGCGGAGAGCGGCCGGUUCCUGUGCGGUGGAAGCAGCCCGGGGAGGAGGGAAAGAUGUUCUCCGUGCGCCUGGUCACAGCGGAUUAUUAUCUGGCCGCACCGCUGCCCGGCCUGGAUGUCACCGCGUCCCACUUCAGAGACUGCCCUGUGCGGAGAGUGCCGGUGGUGAGAGUGUUCGGGGCAACCCCUGCAGGUCAGAAGACAUGCCUCCAUCUUCAUGGUGUUUUUCCAUACCUGUAUGUGCCGUAUGAUGGAUACCGGCAGCAGAAUCCAGAACGUUACCUUCGCCAAGUAGCAUUUAGCAUUGACAGAGCACUUAAUGUGGCUUUAGGCAAUCCAUCAUCCAAUGUACAGCAUGUUUUCAAGAUCACACUGGUAUCUGGAAUACCUUUCUAUGGUUAUCACGAAAAAGAAACCCAGUUUAUGAAGAUAUAUUUGUACAAUCCAGCAAUGGUGAAAAGAGUUAGUGAACUUUUACAAGGCGGAGCAGUCAUGAAUAAGUGUUACCAGCCUCAUGAAGCCCAUGUCCCUUACCUUCUUCAACUAUUCAUCGACUACAAUUUGUACGGAAUGAACUUAAUUAGUCUUGCUGCUGUGAAGUUCAGGAAGGCACGGAGAAAAGGUGACAGAUCACAAGGCCUCAGUGGACAUAAAGGGACAUUGCAGGAAAGAUCCUUCACUGGCACAUUCGCACUUUGGGAAGAAGAUGAAAUUUCAAGCUCCUGCAUGUUGGAAGGUGUGGAACCACAAAGCACCUGUGAACUAGAAGUAGAUGGUGUAGCUGCUGAUAUCUUAAACAGACAGGAAAUCGAAGUUCAGAUAGGGAAGAAUCCUGGUCUACAAGCUAUAUGGGAAGAUGAAAAGCAACGUAGACGAGAAAAUAACCAAUCUUCUCAAAUCAGCCCGCCAGAGUCCCAAGAUCGUGGAUUUGUCCCUGUGACAGAAAGCGAAAAAAUGUUUCAGAAGAGAUUCAAAGAAAUCCUUAAGCAAAAUGACUUCUCUGUGACACUGUCACACUCUAUGGAUUGCAGCAGUGAAUCAGAAGAAUUCUCCACUGAGCUAACUCUGCACUCACAGUUAGAUUCCACAGAGGCUGUCCCGUGCACACCUGCAAAUAUGGUGGAAGUACACAGAGACCACAAGCAACGAAAUGAAGGGUAUGCAGAGGAAGAUCAGGCAGAUGCAGUUAUCGAUGAAGAGGCCAUAUUAAAUGUUAUGGAAAGCAGUCAAAGUUUCCACCCCUUGUCUCAGAGACUUAGUCAGUCUCCAGUGUUCUUGGAUAACAGUCAAGAUCAGUUCAUGGUAAAAUUGUUAGCUGGCCUAGAGGAUGAUGGGUAUCAAAUGAACAUGUUCAAGAGGUUGUCACCACACAAUUAUGCAGAGUGCAGCAACAUGCAGAAUAGUGACGAUGAGGAGAAUGAGCCCACGGUGGAGAAGGAAGAAACAGAACUUAGCAUGUUAAUGUCUCAGCGUUGGGACAACGAUAUUGAAGAGCAGGAUGCCAAACGGCACCGACUUUGUAAGAACAUUGACGGGAGCUCAUCAGAAGAAGAGUCGUCUUCGGAUAAUGAAAUGGAAUGGAGCAGUAACAAGUUGCUUCUUGCAAAUCUUUCUAUACCUCAGUUAGAUGGAACAGCAGAUGAGAACAGUGAUAAUCCUUUAAAUAAUGAAAGUACCUUAACCCAUUCUUCUGUUAUUGCAAAGAGCAAGCUAGUAAAAGCAUCUCUCUUUCACAAAGAUGCUACGUCACUGGAGCCACAGUCGUCUGCCAAAACCGCCUUUCAGUGUCAACACACAAGUGCACUUUCAUCCCACGUUUUGAAAAAAGAGGGACUCAUGGUGGAGCUUUCCAAAUCUGCUUUAGAAAAGGUGCCUGAACAUUCUGUCCAUUCAUUCCCAAAAGAAAGCACUUACAAUAUGAAAUAUCCUGCACCUUUUAACAAACCAAGCCACCCAGAAGUCUUACCUAAAGAUGGAAGCAAAAAUGACAUUGUUCCUGCUAGUGACAAGAAUAUGUUCGAGGAGGGCAUCUCUUCAGUGACCCGGCACUUGCAAUGCAGGAAGUUCGCCAGCAUUAGAAAAAUUGAUAAAGAUGGCUCUUUUUUACAUGUGAACCGUCAUGUCACUGAAGACACAAUAGAUAGAAGUGCAAGAAAUUUUGCAGAACUUAGCAACAACAAAUUGAAAAAAUCUGCUGAUGGAAACGAUAAAUGUAACAACCCACCUUUAAGCAGUUUUCUUCCUGCAGCCUUAAGUGAAAGCUGCGACAUGACUCCAUGUGCAGAUGGCAGUAGAACCACAAUGCAUCCUGUAGAUUCCAGCAUUAACGAAGGAAGUCUUAAUAAACUUAAGGUGCGAUAUGCAGAGUUGCAGGAACACAAGGCUGAAGUUACCAGUGCCAAUCAGCAGGUGACACAUUACAAGUUUUUCCCCAGUGUUGUACUUUCAAAUUGUUUAAACCGUCCACAGAAACCUACACCACUGUCUUGUAAACUCCAGGAACCUAAAAAAACAAGAUUAAAGCUAGCUAAAAAACUAAAGGCUUCUGGAAACACUGAGCCUCCUAGUGACUUAGACAAUGGGAGCAAUCCAGAAUCUGUAGCAACAUUUGAGGCAAAUUCUGAUCUUGUUCAAGAGCACUCUGUUGCAGACAAUUAUCAAAUGGAGAGUUCCAUCUGCCCAUCUGCUGGAGAAUUAAAUGAUAUUGAUCUGGUAAAAGACAGUAGCUAUGCACCAGGAAACGCAUGUAGCAAAAGUCCUCCUGAUGUUGACCGAGUUCCUUCAUGUGAUUUAGCUGUGAUGAUGGAUGAUGGUGCAUUUCAAACAAAUAGUUGUGAAAUGAAUCCGUUUGAAUGUCAUUUUGAAGAAGGUCAUGCAGAUUCUGACCCGAACCUAGCACUUUAUGCAAAUAAAUACACUUUAAGAACAAAACGGAAAGCAAAUUUUGAAAGUGAAGAUGGAGAAGGAAGCCCAAGUCCACACAACUCUAAAUUAAAUCUACCUCAACCCACUGAAUCCACCGAAGAUGAUCUAAAUUCUCAAAAGGUGCGUAAACGCAGGAAAAUGUCGAGUAAGCUGCCGCCUAUAAUUAUUAAGUACAUAAUAAUAAACCGGUUUAAGGGCAGAAAAAACAUGCAAGUAAAAUUGGCAAAGCUUGAUCCAUCAAUAGAGUAUGUAAAACUAACAGAGGACAAAAUCCAACUGUAUAAUAAAAUGGCACCUUUAAAAGAUUUUUGGCCCAAAGUGCCAGAUUCUCCUGCAACCAAAUUUCCAAUAUAUCCUAAUGCACCAAAGAAAAAUCCAAAACGAAAAACAAAACAGAAGACUGCAAAGAAAAAGCCUGGGAGACUUCCAAAGUCAUGUGAUGAUAAAAUUCGGAAAAAAAAUAUACCUGUAAGACGGAGGAGACCACAUACUUUUCUUGCAUCUCCCAUGCCAUCCUAUAAUACUGAAACGGAAGACUGUGACACAGACUAUAAGGAUGUUAUGUCAAAACUUGGUUUUCUUACAGAGAGAAGUCCAAGUCCAAUAAAUAUGUCUCCUCCACGUUGCUGGUCUCCCACUGAUCCAAGGGCAGAAGAAAUAUAUUCUAGUCCUGUUGAAGAGACUCCUCUUUUUAAAUGUCCUGUUAUAGGAAGUAGUAAGAAAGAGGAUUUAAACACCAUAAAGAAAAGACAAAGAAAGGCACAAGCAAACAGAUCUAGGAAAAAAAUCACUAGUCCCCAAAUAGCAGUAACCAAACUAGGCAAUAAAGUCGCUCCUUCUGAGUUGGUUAAGAAUGGGAAGAGACAGAAGGGUAAAUCAAGGCAGAAGAAGAGUGAGAAUGCACCAAGAAAGCAUACAAAAAUUAAAGAUAGGGAUAAGAAAGCAAAUGUUCAGCCUUUUGAAUCAGAGACAACAGUAUUUCAGCACCAGGAGCAACCUAUACCUUUAAAAGAUGAUGUGCUACCACCAUCUCUUAGCCAGCCGGACCUUACCUUGUCUGGGUUUUCAACUGGGCAUCUGCCUUCUACUCAAAUGCCAUCAACAAGCAGCAUGCAAGAGAUCUCAUCUGGUUGUUCGUUCGCCAUUACAUCAAAUCAAUUGAAGUUACAGCAAUACUCUAGUCAAAAAGAAACACACACUCCUUUACCAACUCCCUUACCACUAAACCAAGAUGUAGAGCCAUUUAAGAUUUCCCCAACAAGGGCUCAGAUUGCCAGUGUGUUUCAAACAAAAGACUUAACUGCAUCACAAAGCAUACCAAAUUCAUUUUCUCGUUCAUCUCAGGUAAUACAAAAUGCUCAAUUCACACUGGGUAAUACCUUUCUGAAUAGGGAGCAUCCUACUGAGACCCAGAAAAGACUUUUGGCCUCUGUCGGGAAACUGCGAGAAAUGCAGGGUUCUCCUGAGUCUUUGCCUUUUGAGAAGUUUUUUCCAAACGUGUUUAGCAGUCAGCAGCAAGGAUCUUCUUUAACAGACCCUGUUAAGAAUUGUGAUUCUAUUUCUUCUGCACCUUCUUUGGAGGAAGGUCGUGAAACGAUUCAGCCAUCUAAGAAUGGUCUAACAUCAACAAUAAAAAGCCCAGUCAAAAUAUCACAGUGGAAGCAAAAACAAGAAGUUUUUGAUGGGGCACCUUUUGGCAACCAGAAAUUAAGUCAAAACUGUUUACCAGACAUUUUCUCCUGCACUAAAGCUGUUCAGAACUCCGUCCAGGGGGCUGCUCCUCAAGCCAUUCUUGAAGGGCAAUCUGGAAUAGCUGUUCUAAAGGAACUUCUUCAUAAAAAACAGAAAGCAAAGGUGACAAAUGUGUUAGAGACGAUAACAAAGCUGAAAGAAAGUAUAUCUAAUCCACCUGAACCAAAAUGUUCAAAUAAAAAGUCACCAUGUGUUACCCCCAACAAAAGAGCAAGGGCACCAAGAAACACAAAACCUAAAGGAGCAAAGAAUGUAAAAAGUGACAUAGCGAAAAUUCCUAGAGAACACCAGAGAAAAGGCACUUCAUGUGCCCGGAGCCCUGGGAUUUUAUCUGACCAUGGCUUUGAAAGCUGCUACUCACUGGAAGACAGUUUGUCACCUGAGCACAACUAUAAUUUUGAUAUUAAUGCUGUAGGGCAAACAGGUCUUUGCAGUUUAUACUCUGGGAGUCAGUUUAUUCCAGCUGAUCAAAACUUACCUCAGAAAUUUUUGAGCGAUCCUUUUCCUGUCAACACUCUGGACAAGGAGUGCUUACAUCAUGAUGGUGCUCCGUCUGUACAGAAAAAGCCUCAACAGCUGCUUCUGAGACCAAGUUCUCUUAGUCCAGAUUUAUUUGAAAAAUGUAGUGAUAUUAAGCAAAGCCCCUUGCUUACUCAAUGGAAAAAUGGAUUAGUAGUUCAAAGCCUCCAUUAUUCAUCCUUAAAUGAUGGACUCAGUAUUAAAGAUUCAGAAGAGUGUCUCAGUGGAAAAGGUUUGUCAAACAGAAAAAGUAUUCUUAAAGAGGCCACGUUUCAUUCACCUGAGCAAGGAUGGAGUGAGGUAGAUCCAAAUUGUUCAAUUAAAGAUACCUCUGCGUUUGAAAGUUGUCAGCGUCCUUGCUCAAAUUCCUCCUUUACUGGGCUACUGUCUUCCCCAGAAGGAGAUUUUAUGGAUUGUGUUUCAGAAGAUCUAGAAUUAUAUAUUUCAAGGCACAUUGAUGGUUUAACGCCAACUCCUGACAGUUCACCAAGAUCUAUAAGUUCACCAUCGCAGACCAAAAAUGGAAGUGCCACACCACGUCCAGUUCACAUUUUGAAACCCUUAAUGUCUCCUCCAAGUCGGGAAGAAAUUAUGGCAACUUUAUUGGACCAUGACCUUAUGGAAACCAUUUAUCAAGAACCAUUUUUCAGUAAUCCCUCAGAUGCACCAGAGAAACCAAGAGAGAUUGGAGGUAGAGUUCUAACAGUAGAAACAAAAUUACCCCACAAUCUUCCUGAAUUUGAGGGAGAUUUUUCAAUGGAGGGAUUGCGACUUUGGAAGACUGCAUUCUCUGCAAUGACACAGAAUCCCAGACCAGUUUCACCAACCCGGAUGAACAGACUCCUUGUUGAAAGAGAGAAAGACAAAAUCAAUCCUGAAGAUGAUAAAAAGCUGAUAAUCAUGCCUUGUAAAAGUGCCCCAGCCCCACAGAGAGUUCAGUUAUGGCUUGAAGCCAAGGACCUGUAUGAGGCAUCGAAGAGUUCAGAUAAAAAUCCAAUAAAUCAAGAAACAAAUGAACCCACUACUGUUAAAGCAGCUACUAUUCCAAGUGGCUGCAAUAGCUUACCUCCAAAAGAAAUCCAGAUUUUAGUUGCGGAAUCUGCAACUUCCGACGAUCAACCAUCAAGUGAAACGAACGUAACCAUUCAUUUUGCCAGUUCGCCUCCUGCCCUCCAUUUAACGGACUCUGAUCCUGUUGAAAGAGAACUGGAUUUACCGCUAGGCACAGCUGAAUCAGAAUCCAGUGAUAAGACAAAUGAUAUCGAUUUUGAUGAUUCUAUCUCACCGAAUUCUCCAAUAUUGCCUCCUUGGCAGACUCCCGUCUCUCCAGAUUCUGUCCAACCUUCUGCAGGUCUCAAAGACUUUAAAAAUAAUUCAUCACCACUGUCUGAAGCUUGUAAAACUGAAUACUGUAAGGAUACUACAAGUCAGUUGAAAAACGAAGCGAGUGAGUUUUCCGAACAAUCUCCUCAGUUCAAUCAGGACAAGCACAUGUCCAAAUACGUCUGCCUACACAGUACACCAGUCACAGAAAGAAGAUGGGAAAAAGCUUCCCCUGAAGCACUUCUCUGUACUCCUGUCAUGUCAGAAACAAAAUGCCAAAAAUUAAGUCAGAAAAGAAGAGGAAACCCAGACAAACUAAGAAGGGUACUUUUAACAACUCAGAUGAAGAAUCAGUUCUCUGCCAUGGCACGUGUGAAAAAAGAGACUUCCCAGAUUGAGGGGCCAUCUCUGAAUAAUUCAUAUGGCUUUAAAGUCAGUGCACAGAACCUGCAGGAAGCAAAAGCCUUACACGAGGUGCAACACCUGACAUUGAUGUGCAUGGAAUUGCAUGCAAGAACACGCCGAGACUUGGAGCCCGAUCCUGAAUUUGAUCCCAUCUGUGCUUUGUUCUUCUGCAUCUCUUCAGACUCUUUGCUGCCAUACACUAACAAAACAGAGAUUACUGGUGCCAUUGUGAUUAGUCAAGACACCACAACUAGUGAAGACAGAAGAUCGGCUCCAUUACUCACCAGGUCUGGUAUUGCAGGAUUUGAGGUCACAUAUGCAGCAGAUGAAAAAGAACUGUUUGAGAAGUUGUUGUAUCUGAUCAGAAGGUAUGAUCCUGAUAUAUUAAUCGGAUAUGAAGUUCAGAUGCACUCAUGGGGGUAUCUGCUGCAGAGGGCGUCCGCUCUAAAUGUGAAUCUCUGCCAGCAAAUGUCCAGAAUACCAGAUGAUAAUACUGAUAACAGAUUUACAGCUGAAAAGGAUGAAUAUGGUGCUGACACUAUGAGUGAAAUAAAUGUAGUUGGCCGCAUUGUUCUCAAUAUUUGGAGGAUGAUGAAAAGCGAGGUGGCUUUAACUAAUUAUACCUUUGAAAAUGUGGCCUUCCAUGUUCUUCAUCAGAGAUACCCCUUAUUUAGUUUUCGAACGCUGUCAGACUGGUUUGAUAAUAGAACAGAUGUGUACAGAUGGAGGAUGACUGAUCAUUACAUGAGCCGUGUCCAUGGAACGCUUAAGUUACUAGACCAGUUGGACCUCAUUGGAAGAACUAGUGAAUUAGCAAGAGUUUUUGGGAUUCAGUUUUUACACGUUUUAACGCGAGGGUCACAGUAUCGUGUGGAAUCAAUGAUGCUUCGUAUUGCUAAGCCAAUGAACUAUAUUGCCUUGACUCCCAGCCCCCAGCAACGGUCUCAGAUGAGGGCCCCUCAGUGUAUUCCUCUUGUGAUGGAGCCAGAGUCUAAAUUUUACAGCAACUCUAUUUUGGUUCUGGAUUUCCAGUCAUUGUACCCUUCCAUUGUAAUUGCUUACAACUAUUGCUACUCUACCUGCCUGGGGCACAUAGAAAGUCUGGGGAGACAUGAUGAGUUCAAAUUUGGCUGCACCUCCCUGCGUGUCCCACCAGAUCUACUAUACCAGAUACGACAUGAUAUUACCGUAUCCCCUAAUGGUAUUGCUUUCGUAAAGGCUAAUGUACGAAAAGGUGUGUUGCCAUGCAUGCUUGAAGAGAUUUUGAAGACUCGGAUAAUGGUGAAACAGUCAAUGAAAGAAUAUAAACAGGACAAAAGCCUAAGCCGACUUCUUGACGCACGCCAGCUUGGACUGAAACUGAUCGCCAAUGUUACAUUUGGCUACACCGCUGCUAACUUUUCAGGGAGAAUGCCAUGCGUAGAGAUUGGAGACAGUAUUAUCCAUAAAGCGAGAGAGACCCUGGAACGUGCUAUAAAACUAGUCAACGAUACUAAGAAAUGGGGAGCCCGAGUGGUGUAUGGUGACACGGACAGCAUGUUCGUUCUGCUGAAAGGAGCUACAAAGGAGCAGUCUUUUAAGAUUGGACAGGAAAUUGCUGAAGCUGUAACUGCUACCAACCCGAAACCAGUAAAACUAAAGUUUGAAAAGGUCUAUUUACCCUGUGUUUUACAAACUAAGAAGAGGUAUGUGGGCUAUAUGUAUGAAACUCUUGACCAAAAAGAUCCGGUUUUCGAUGCAAAGGGGAUAGAGACAGUCCGAAGGGACGCCUGCCCUGCUGUUGGUAAGAUACUUGAACGAUCAAUCAAGUUGCUUUUUGAAACCAGAGAUAUAAGUCAAAUAAAGCAGUAUGUUCAGAGACAAUGUCUAAAGCUAUUGGAAGGUAAAGCCAGCAUGCAAGAUUUGAUCUUUGCCAAGGAGUACAGAGGAAGUUUUGCAUACAGGCCUGGAGCCUGCGUCCCAGCACUCGAACUGACAAGGAAAAUGGUUGCCUAUGACCGCCGCUCAGAGCCUCGUGUUGGAGAAAGGGUCCCGUACGUCAUUGUGUAUGGCACUCCGGGAGUGCCUCUCAUUCAGCUUGUGAGACGGCCAAUCGAUGUACUGCAGGAUCAUAAUCUGAGAUUAAAUGCAACCUACUACAUUACCAAACAGAUAUUGCCCCCUUUAAACAGAAUCUUCUCGCUCAUUGGUGUUGAUGUCUUCAGUUGGUAUGAUGAGCUACCAAGGAUUCAGAAGGCAUUUUCAACAGUACGGAAUGAUGUAGAUGCAAGAAAAGGCACAAUCUCACAGUAUUUCACAACUUUGCAUUGUCCAAUUUGUGAUGAACUGACCCAGCACGGUAUAUGCAGUAAGUGCAGGAGUCAACCUCAACAUGUGGCUGUGAUUCUCAAUCAGGAAAUUCGAGAAAUGGAAUCUAGACAAGACCAGCUAGCCAAGAUAUGUAAAAAUUGCACAGGCUGCAGCGAUUCCCAGAUACAGUGCAUCUCUCUCAACUGUCCAGUACUUUUCAAGCUGUCCAGAGUGAGUCGAGAACUGUCCAGGGCGCCAUACCUGCGGCAGCUACUCGACCAGUUUUGAAUUGUAUUCUAAAAUACCUAGUGCUAUUUCUUUCAGUGUUUAUCACACUACAAACUGUUGUGCAUGGUGCUGUUUUUGGAUUGCAAUGUUUUCAUGAUUUUUAUUUAAUUAUUUUUUUAAUUUGACUCUUAUUCGAAGUAACACUUCUUGCCAUCAAUGCUGGGGGUUUAACCUUUGUAUUGCUCUUUAUACAAUGUACAAAGUAUUUUUUUUUCUUUCUUUAUUUGAACUUUGUAACAUAAUGUUUUAUAAGUACAGGUGCUUGAUCUAGCUAGCGGAAUCAUUGUGUAAAUCCAUUUCUUACAAUGAUCUUAUACUUUUGGCAAAGUCACCAAGAAAGGCACUGAUAAAUUUAAAGUAAUCUUAUAUGAUGAUUCCGAGCACACAGAUCUGAUACAUCCGCAUUCGACUUCUCUUCAAUUCUAGGAUGCCCAUUUUGAAAAUAUUUUGUAAAUAUACCUUUUUUACUUUUGAAACAAUGGAGUAAAAUAAUGUGCAAUGUGGUUUUAUACAGAUCAUUUGAAAGCUAAUAGGUAUAUUUCCUCUCUACGUUUUGUUUUGUUUUGUUUUUUGAUGAUGACACCGUGCUAAUUGUAUUCCCGUGUAACAUUUCAAACAGUCAUUUUCUUAAAAAAGAAAAAAUAUGACAAUAUAAAAAUAUAUUGCUGUCUUGCUUUUUAGAUAUUUAUGGGGCAUUGUGAAGAAUUGUGUGAAGACAUUUUUUGUUACAAAUCUGUGGGACUGUUGCAAUACUUUAAAUAGAAAAUUUAUUCCAUUUUGCUUGUUUUGUAUAGACAUUUCUAUGGUUUCUAAAUAUGCUUAAAAUGCUUCAAAUAUUUUUUUUCUUUAGUUAUGUACAGUUAAAUCUUAUUUGCCAUCAUCCUGAACACAUCAGUGUAUUUAGAUUAUUUGUAUAACUGUAUAAAAUGCAAAAAAUGAAUUAUGUGGUCAGUGUAAUGUUUUAUAAACUGGAAAUCAUUUGAAAAGUUAAAAUGGAAACGAUAUUAAAAUUGAAUAAAAUAUCUAA
This is a messenger RNA of Pelobates fuscus (common spadefoot toad), 10838 nucleotides long. RefSeq names its product REV3 like, DNA directed polymerase zeta catalytic subunit (gene REV3L). Bases 365 to 9811 code for a protein of 3148 amino acids. Lineage: Eukaryota; Metazoa; Chordata; Amphibia; Anura; Pelobatidae. Gene Ontology annotation, molecular function: DNA binding; nucleotide binding; DNA-directed DNA polymerase activity. The transcript is spliced from 32 exons. The record is from RefSeq and is a predicted model, not a curated record. Gene Ontology annotation, cellular component: zeta DNA polymerase complex; nucleus. Gene Ontology annotation, biological process: error-prone translesion synthesis; double-strand break repair via homologous recombination.